Molecule: messenger RNA, 1002 nt
Organism: Elgaria multicarinata webbii
Lineage: Eukaryota; Metazoa; Chordata; Lepidosauria; Squamata; Anguidae
Product: leukotriene B4 receptor 1-like
Exons: 1
Coding region: 1-1002 (333 amino acids)
Biological process (GO): immune response; cell chemotaxis; positive regulation of cytosolic calcium ion concentration
Cellular component (GO): external side of plasma membrane; membrane
Molecular function (GO): C-C chemokine receptor activity; C-C chemokine binding
Source: RefSeq, a predicted model, not a curated record
AUGGCCCUGCUCAAUGCCACAGAGACCCAAGAAGGAAACCACACGGUGGCUGAGGCAUCAUGGCUGGAGAGCAACUUGUUUCCAAGCAUGUUCCUCAGUGCUUGCUUCCUGGUGGGCCUGCCUGGGAACAGCCUCGUGGUCUGGACGAUUCUUACCAAGUUCCCCCAGCGCUCGUUCACCAUCAUACUCAUCCUGAACUUGGCGCUGGCUGACUUAAUGGUGAUGCUGACGGUGCCGUUCUGGAUUUACUACUUCGUCCGCAGCUGGGUUUUUGGAGAGGUCAUGUGCAGGCUACUCCUGUACCUUGUCUACUUAACCAUGUACGCCAGCAUCUUUUUAAUCACGCUGAUGAGCCUCCACCGGUUUGCCGUCGUGGUCUUUCCGUUUGCCUCCCAAGGGUGGCGGAGGCCGCCUGUGGUGCGUGGUACCUUGCUGGGCGUUUGGCUGCUGGCCGGGGCUUUUGCGUGCCCGAUUCUGAUGUUCUCCUCGACCCAGAGGGCGGAAGGGGAAUGCACGGAUGACGUAUACAGCUCUGACGGGCAGCGCCUCGCCGUUAACAUCGUGGAGACCUUGUUUGCCUUUGUGAUCCCCUUUGCCGUGCUGUCCGUCUGUUACUCCUGCGUGGUGAGAAGGAUUCGGACUCUGAAACGCCGCAAGAAAAUGAAGACCGGAAAGUUGGUUGCAGCUGUGGUGGGGGCUUUCUUUGUGUGCUGGCUCCCUUACCACACCUUAAAUCUCAUGAUAAUCUCUGCUCUCCUGCUGAAAAGUACUCACCCAGACCCAGCAAGGGCCUUGCUAGAGACAACGGAAGCUUUAACCAACAUCCACGGGGCCGUAGCCUUUUUAAGCAGCUGCCUGAACCCCAUCCUGUACGCCUUCGCUGCGCGGAGCUUCCGCGGAGGGCUGCGAGAGACCAAUUUCGCCAAGUUAUUUGGCAAAAUGCAUGACGACACAGAGGAAAAACCUACCGGAGGCAAUACUGUUUCAAUGCAGGGUUUGUAA